AGGAACACUGCGGUGAGUGAUUGCAUCGACUUGAGCUUGAGAAGCAAUAAAAAUCAUGCAUGAACUUAAGAUGAAACUGGUGUUGAUGUGCUCAGUCUAUGCUAUUGCAUUUGUAAGUACCAAAGCUGAAUUGACAGAAGUGGGAAAAGUAAGAAAUCAUCGGUCUUUAUGUGGAGGAAGAUCAUAUGACUCCAGUACCCAAAUCUGCUGUGAUAGUAACAUUAAUUGUAAGGAAGAUGGAACUGCCUGCUGUGGAAAUCGUAACUAUGACUCUAGCAUCAGUGUUUGCUGCGCUGGAAGCAUUAAUGACAGGAAGUAUGGGCUUUCUUGCUGUGGAAAUCGUAACUAUAAUUCAACUACAGAUGUUUGCUGUAACAGAAUGCUUCAUCCUAAUCAGACUAGCACGCGUUGCUGUGGAAGUCGUGUCUACGAGUACGAAACUCAAGUUUGUUGUGAUGAAAACAUUUAUAGCCUGACGGCAAAUCAAACAGCCGCUUUUUCUUGUUGUGGACGUUUGACUUACAACAAAAAUACCCAUAUUUGCUGUGAUGGAGUAAUUUUGAGCCGUACUAAAGACUCUUCUUGUUGUGGGCGCCUUAAUUACAACGAUAAAACUCACAUUUGCUGUGAUGAAGUAAUUUCAGUCCGUUCUGCCAACUCUCGAUGUUGUGGACCAUCAACUUAUAAUCAUAACACACAUAUGUGCUGUAAUAGAAAAGUUGUAACUCGUCCAUCCGGGUUUUCAUUUCUCCAUCGAUGCUGUGGAACUCGUGCAUAUAAUUUUUUUGAUAGCGUUUGUUGUGAAAAUAAUCUCAAUGACAUAAAUUAUGGUUGGUCCUGCUGUGGGAAAAAAAAUUACCAACUGACACACGUCUGCUGCGCUGGUAAUAUCCUUGACUCAAAAAAUGGCACAUUUUGCUGUGGAAAACAAAACUACAACUUGCGAACCCAUACCUGCAGAAACGGAAAUAUCGUGCCCAAAAAAGCUCCUUGGUGGGGUUAAGCUAAUUUGAAUGACUUUAUCUUCCGAUGUAUUACACUCAUUACAGAUGUUAUUAUUUUCAUGAAAAAAAAACAAGCAUUGAUUCGUUAAUGACAAUGUAUAAGAAUAAAUGGUUUUCGUUUGAAUUUAUGAAAUGAAUUUUUGACUUUUAUAGUGAAAAAAAAAUUACAAAAGCUUUAAAUUAAAAUUUAUUUAUGAGAUUUGAUAUCAAUGAUAGAAAUCUUAAUAUCUGCAAAUAAGCGUUCAUUCAAUAAAAACACUCGUACACGUGA
Xenia sp. Carnegie-2017 is the source of this 1275-nucleotide messenger RNA. RefSeq names its product galaxin-like. The record is from RefSeq and is a predicted model, not a curated record. NCBI's taxonomy places the organism in Eukaryota, Metazoa, Cnidaria, Anthozoa, Malacalcyonacea, Xeniidae. The transcript has 2 exons. Bases 56 to 1003 code for a protein of 315 amino acids.